AUGAAGUCAUUCAUCUAUAUAGCGCCUCUAUUGUUCUGUGCGCUUACUGCACAUAGUGUAUCGGCUAGACCCAAUUUAUUCAACACUAUUGAAAUCUCUCAUACGGAAGAAAAAAGCAGUCAUUCUUCCACUUCGCAUAAAUCAUCGUCGCACUCGCAUAUUUCAAUUGGUCAUGGCCUUGGCGGAAAUCUCGGGUUAUCAGAAAAUCUUGGAUUGCUAGGACAUCAUGGAUUAGGUGGCAGUUUCGGUAUAUCUGGUUCCGCGGGACAUGGAGCAUCCGGUAAUGCUGAAGCUAAUGAAAAUGCAAACGAUGGCAUUGAAGUUGAAGGGUCAGGAUCAGGAAGUGCUACUCAUGGUAUUUCAGGAAGCCAUGGUCUUGGUGGAAACUUUGGUGUCUCAGGUUCCACAAAUCACGGAACAAAUGUCGGCAUUGGAGGCUCCACUUCAGGCAGUGCUACCACUGGUAUCGAAGGAAAUCAUGAUCUAAGCGGAAACUUCGGCAUAUUAGGCUCUGGUAGUCAUGGUAUUAAUAUUGGAGCUAAUACAGAAAUCAAUGGCGAUGCUGGAGUAGAAGGUAGUUCUCAUCAUGGUGGUUCAAUACUCGGAGGAGUGACAACUGGCAUUUCGGGGGGUCAUGGUCUCGGUGGAAGCUUCGGCAUCACCAGCUCUGGUAGUCAUGAUAUAAAUGCUGGAAGCAAUACUGAAAUCAAUGGCGAUGGUGGAGUAGAAGGUAGUUCUCAUCAUGGUGGUUCAGUGCUAGGAGGGGCGACAACUGGCAUUUCGGGAGGUCAUAGCCUCGGUGGAAGCUUUGGCGUAUCCGGUUCAGGUAGUCAUGGUAUAAAUGCUGGAGGCAAUACUGAAAUCAAUGGUGAUGCUGGACUAGAAGGCAGCUCUCAUCAUGGUGGUUCAAUUCUCGGAGAAGCGAUAACUGGCAUUUCGGGAAGUCACGGUCUCAGUGGAAGCUUUGGCGUAUCCGGUUCAGGUAGUCAUAGUAUAAAUGCUGGAGGCAAUGCUGAAAUCAAUGGUGAUGCUGGAGAAGAAGGCAGCUCCCAUCACGAUGGUUCAAUUCUCGGAGGAGCGACAACUGGCAUUUCGGGAGCUCAUGGCCUCGGUGGAAGCUGUGGCGUAUCCGGUUCAGGUAGUCACGGUAUAAAUGCUGGAGGCAAUAGUGAAAUCAAUGGCAAUGCUGAAAUAGAAGGUAGUACUCAUCAUAGUGGUUCAAUAAUCGGAGGAGCUACAACUGGCAUUUCGGGAGGUCAUGGUCUUGGUGGAAGCUUUGGCAUCACCAGCUCUGGUAGUCAUGGUAUAAAUGCUGGAAGCAAUACUGAAAUCAAUGGCGUUGCUGGGAUAGAAGGCAGCUCUCAUCAUGCUGGUUCAAUACUCGGAGGAGCCACAACUGGUAUUUCGGGAAGUCACGGUCUCGGUGGAAGCUUUGGCGUAUCUGGCUCAGGUAGUCACGGUAUAAAUGCUGGAGGCAAUACUGAAAUCAAUGGCAAUGCUGGAGUAGAAGGCAGUUCUCAUAAUAGUGGUUCAAUACUCGGAGGAGUGACAACUGGCAUUUCGGGAGGUCAUGGUCUUGGUGGAAGCUUCGGCAUCACCAGCUCUGGUAGUCAUGGUAUAAAUGCUGGAAGCAAUACUGAAAUCAAUGGCGUUGCUGGGAUAGAAGGCAGCUCUCAUCAUGCUGGUUCAAUACUCGGAGGAGCCACAACUGGUAUUUCGGGAAGUCACGGUCUCGGUGGAAGCUUUGGCGUAUCUGGCUCAGGUAGUCACGGUAUAAAUGCUGGAGGCAAUACUGAAAUCAAUGGCAAUGCUGGAGUAGAAGGCAGUUCUCAUAAUAGUGGUUCAAUACUCGGAGGAGUGACAACUGGCAUUUCGGGAGGUCAUGGUCUUGGUGGAAGCUUCGGCAUCACCAGCUCUGGUAGUCAUGGUAUAAAUGCUGGAAGCAAUACUGAAAUCAAUGGCGUUGCUGGGAUAGAAGGCAGCUCUCAUCAUGCUGGUUCAAUACUCGGAGGAGCCACAACUGGUAUUUCGGGAAGUCACGGUCUCGGUGGAAGCUUUGGCGUAUCUGGCUCAGGUAGUCACGGUAUAAAUGCUGCAGGCAAUACUGAAAUCAAUGGCAAUGCUGGAGUAGAAGGCAGUUCUCAUAAUAGUGGUUCAAUACUCGGAGGAGUGACAACUGGCAUUUCGGGAGGUCAUGGUCUCGGUGGAAACUUCGGCGUAUCUGUCUCAGGUAAUCACGGUAUAAAUGCUGAAGGCAAUACUGAAAUCAAUGGCGAUGCUGGAGUAGAAGGCAGUUCUAAUCAUGCUGGUUCAUUACUCGGAGGAGCCACAACUGGCAUUUCGGGAAGUCACAGUCUCGGUGGAAGCUUUGGCGUAUCUGGCUCAGGUAGUCACGGUAUAAAUGCUGAAGGCAAUACUGAAAUCAAUGGCGAUGCUGGAGUAGAAGGUAGUUCUCAUCAUGGUGGUUCAAUACUCGGAGGAGUGACAACUGGCAUUUCGGGAGGUCAUGGUCUCGGUGGAAGCUUCGGCAUCACCAGCUCUGGUAGUCAUGGUAUAAAUGCUGGAAGCAAUACUGAAAUCAAUGGCGAUGCUGGAGUAGAAGGUAGUUCUCAUCAUGGUGGUUCAAUACUCGGAGGAGUGACAACUGGCAUUUCGGGAGGUCAUGGUCUUGGUGGAAGCUUCGGCAUCACCAGCUCUGGUAGUCAUGGUAUAAAUGCUGGAAGCAAUACUGAAAUCAAUGGCGUGGCUGGGAUAGAAGGCAGCUCUCAUCAUGCUGGUUCAAUACUCGGAGGAGCCACAACUGGUAUUUCGGGAAGUCACGGUCUCGGUGGAAGCUUUGGCGUAUCUGGCUCAGGUAGUCACGGCAUAAAUGCUGGAGGCAAUACUGAAAUCAAUGGCAAUGCUGGAGUAGAAGGAAGUUCUCAUCAUGGUGGUUCAAUACUCGGAGGAGUGACAACUGGCAUUUCGGGAGGUCAUGGUCUCGGUGGAAGCUUCGGCAUCACCAGCUCUGGUAGUCAUGGUAUAAAUGCUGGAAGCAAUACUGAAAUCAAUGGCGAUGCUGGAGUAGAAGGUAGUUCUCAUCAUGGUGGUUCAAUACUCGGAGGAGUGACAACUGGCAUUUCGGGAGGUCAUGGUCUUGGUGGAAGCUUCGGCAUCACCAGCUCUGGUAGUCAUGGUAUAAAUGCUGAAGGCAAUACUGAAAUCAAUGGCGUUGCUGGGAUAGAAGGCAGCUCUCAUCAUGCUGGUUCAAUACUCGGAGGAGCCACAACUGGUAUUUCGGGAAGUCACGGUCUCGGUGGAAGCUUUGGCGUAUCUGGCUCAGGUAGUCACGGUAUAAAUGCUGGAGGCAAUACUGAAAUCAAUGGCGUUGCUGGGAUAGAAGGCAGCUCUCAUCAUGGUGGUUCAAUACUCGGAGGAGUGACAACUGGCAUUUCGGGAGGUCAUGGUCUUGGUGGAAGCUUCGGCAUAACCAGCUCUGGUAGUCAUGGUAUAAAUGCUGGAAGCAAUACUGAAAUCAAUGGCGUUGCUGGGAUAGAAGGCAGCUCUCAUCAUGCUGGUUCAAUACUCGGAGGAGCCACAACUGGUAUUUCGGGAGGUCAUGGUCUUGGUGGAAGCUUCGGCAUCACCAGCUCUGGUAGUCAUGGUAUAAAUGCUGGAAGCAAUACUGAAAUCAAUGGCGUGGCUGGGAUAGAAGGCAGCUCUCAUCAUGGUGGUUCAAUACUCGGAGGAGUGACAACUGGCAUUUCGGGAGGUCAUGGUCUUGGUGGAAGCUUCGGCAUAACCAGCUCUGGUAGUCAUGGUAUAAAUGCUGGAAGCAAUACUGAAAUCAAUGGCGUUGCUGGGAUAGAAGGCAGCUCUCAUCAUGCUGGUUCAAUACUCGGAGGAGCCACAACUGGUAUUUCGGGAAGUCACGGUCUCGGUGGAAGCUUUGGCGUAUCUGGCUCAGGUAGUCACGGUAUAAAUGUUGGAGGCAAUACUGAAAUCAAUGGCGAUGCUGGAGUAGAAGGUAGUUCUCAUCAUGGUGGUUCAAUACUCGGAGGAGUGACAACUGGCAUUUCGGGAGGUCAUGGUCUUGGUGGAAGCUUCGGCAUCACCAGCUCUGGUAGUCAUGGUAUAAAUGCUGGAAGCAAUACUGAAAUCAAUGGCAUGGCUGGGAUAGAAGGCAGCUCUCAUCAUGCUGGUUCAAUACUCGGAGGAGCCACAACUGGUAUUUCGGGAAGUCACGGUCUCGGUGGAAGCUUUGGCGUAUCUGGCUCAGGUAGUCACGGCAUAAAUGCUGGAGGCAAUACUGAAAUCAAUGGCAAUGCUGGAGUAGAAGGAAGUUCUCAUCAUGGUGGUUCAAUACUCGGAGGAGUGACAACUGGCAUUUCGGGAGGUCAUGGUCUCGGUGGAAGCUUCGGCAUCACCAGCUCUGGUAGUCAUGGUAUAAAUGCUGGAAGCAAUACUGAAAUCAAUGGCGAUGCUGGAGUAGAAGGUAGUUCUCAUCAUGGUGGUUCAAUACUCGGAGGAGUGACAACUGUCAUUUCGGGAGGUCAUGGUCUUGGUGGAAGCUUCGGCAUCACCAGCUCUGGUAGUCAUGGUAUAAAUGCUGGAAGCAAUACUGAAAUCAAUGGCGUUGCUGGGAUAGAAGGCAGCUCUCAUCAUGCUGGUUCAAUACUCGGAGGAGCCACAACUGGUAUUUCGGGAAGUCACGGUCUCGGUGGAAGCUUUGGCGUAUCUGGCUCAGGUAGUCACGGUAUAAAUGCUGGAGGCAAUACUGAAAUCAAUGGCAAUGCUGGAGUAGAAGGCAGUUCUCAUAAUAGUGGUUCAGUACUCGGAGGAGUGACAACUGGCAAUUCGGGAGGUCAUGGUCUUGGUGGAAGCUUCGGCAUCACCAGCUCUGGUAGUCAUGGUAUAAAUGCUGAAGGCAAUACUGAAAUCAAUGGCGUUGCUGGGAUAGAAGGCAGCUCUCAUCAUGCUGGUUCAAUACUCGGAGGAGCCACAACUGGUAUUUCGGGAAGUCACGGUCUCGGUGGAAGCUUUGGCGUAUCUGGCUCAGGUAGUCACGGUAUAAAUGCUGGAGGCAAUACUGAAAUCAAUGGCAAUGCUGGAGUAGAAGGCAGUUCUCAUAAUAGUGGUUCAAUACUCGGAGGAGUGACAACUGGCAUUUCGGAAGGUCAUGGUCUUGGUGGAAGCUUCGGCAUCACCAGCUCUGGUAGUCAUGGUAUAAAUGCUGGAAGCAAUACUGAAAUCAAUGGCGUUGCUGGGAUAGAAGGCAGCUCUCAUCAUGCUGGUUCAAUACUCGGAGGAGCCACAACUGGUAUUUCGGGAAGUCACGGCCUCGGUGGAAGCUUUGGCGUAUCUGGCUCAGGUAGUCACGGUAUAAAUGCUGGAGGCAAUACUGAAAUCAAUGGCAAUGCUGGAGUAGAAGGCAGUUCUCAUAAUAGUGGUUCAAUACUCGGAGGAGUGACAACUGGCAUUUCGGGAGGUCAUGGUCUCGGUGGAAACUUCGGCGUAUCUGUCUCAGGUAAUCACGGUAUAAAUGCUGAAGGCAAUACUGAAAUCAAUGGCGAUGCUGGAGUAGAAGGCAGUUCUAAUCAUGCUGGUUCAUUACUCGGAGGAGCCACAACUGGCAUUUCGGGAAGUCACAGUCUCGGUGGAAGCUUUGGCGUAUCUGGCUCAGGUAGUCACGGUAUAAAUGCUGAAGGCAAUACUGAAAUCAAUGGCGAUGCUGGAGUAGAAGGUAGUUCUCAUCAUGGUGGUUCAAUACUCGGAGGAGUGACAACUGGCAUUUCGGGAGGUCAUGGUCUCGGUGGAAGCUUCGGCAUCACCAGCUCUGGUAGUCAUGGUAUAAAUGCUGGAAGCAAUACUGAAAUCAAUGGCGUUGCUGGGAUAGAAGGCAGCUCUCAUCAUGCCGGUUCAAUACUCGGAGGAGCCACAACUGGCAUCUCGGGAGGUCACAGUCUCGGUGGAAGCCUUGGCGUAUCCGGUUCAGCUGGUCACGAUAUCAGUGGCGGGCUUGAUACUGGAGCAAAUGGAAACGGAGGUAUUCAGAUUGGAGGAUCAACAAUAGGCAGUGCUAUGACGGGCAUUCUUGGAAACCAUGGUCUCGGUGGUAGCAUUGGAAUUUCUGGCUCUGCAGGUCAUGGAAUUCAUGCUGGAUCUAGUACUGGAGGCCACGGUAGUGCAGGUACCGGAGUAGGAGGUAGUCUUGGUGGUUCGACACAUGGUGGAAUUUCAGGAAGCCAUGGUUUGGAGGGAAUUUUCGGCGUUUCUGCUGGUCACGGAAUCAGCGCCGGUGUUGGAGGAUCUUCCCAUCUUGGUGGUUUAACCCAUACUACAGGAGGAGCUACGACCGGAAUUCUGGGAAAUCAUGGCCUUGGUGGUAACUUUGGCGUAUUCGGUUCUAUUGGGCAUGGCUUUAAAUUAGGCCACCAUGCCGGUAUUACUGGAAAAGCAAAUACAGGCAUUGAGAUUGAAGGCUCCGAAACUGUCAGUGCUGGUGGAAGCUUUGGCAUUUCCGGUUCUGCUAGCCACGGUCUAAAUGUUGGUGGCAGUGCUGGAGUUAACGGUAACACAAACGCACAACUUGGAGUUGAGGGCAGUUCUCAUCUUGGUGGCCUUGGUCUAGGUGGAAGCUUUGGAGUAUCGGGAUCUGCGGGUCAUGGUCUUAAUGUAGGCAGUAAUGCUGGAGUUAACGGUAACACAAACGCCCAGCUUGGAGUUGAGGGCAGUUCUCAUCUUGGUGGCCUCGGUAUGGGUGGAAGCUUCGGUGUAUCAGGUUCUGCUGGUCACGGUAUCAGCGGCGGACUUAACGCUGGAGCAAAUGGAAACAGUGGUAUUCAGAUUGGAGGAUCAACAUCGGGUAGUAGUGCUGCCGGCAUCGAAGGGAGUCAUGGUCUUGGCGGAAACAUCGGCGUUUCUGGUUCCGGUAGUCAUGGUAUUAAUGUAGGCGGUAGUUCUCUUCUUGGUAGUUCAAUACACGGAGGAGCAACAACUGGCGUUUCGGGAGGUCAUGGUCUCGGUGGAAGUUUUGGCAUAUCCGGCUCGGCUGGUCACGGUAUCAAUGGAGGACUUAACGCUGGAGUAAAUGGAAACGGAGGUGCUCAGAUUGUCGGUUCAACAACGGGCACUGCAACUGCAGGCAUUCUUGGAAACCAUGGUCUAGGUGGAAGUUUUGGUAUUCAUGUUGGUGCUGGAGGCCUUGGUAACGGAGGCUUUGGUAUAGGAGGUGGAAUUGGCGGCUCAACUCAUGCCACGGGUGGAAUUUUCGGGAACCACGGCGUAGGAGGAAGCUUUGGAAUUUCAGGCAAUGCAGGACAUACUGGAGGCAUAGGUUUAGGAAGUAUAACCCACACUGCCGGUCAAUUUGCUUCUGGUUUCGGCCAUGCCUUUAGCAACGUAGCUUCUGGUAUCAUCGGUGGCCUUAAUCACGCUGCACAUUUUGGAGUAUCGGGAAACGCAGGUCUAUCUGCCGGUGGAAAAUCAAAAUUGGGUGUUGCAACCAAUGGAAACGCUAAUUUAGGAUUCAAUGCUGAUGCUGCAGCAGGCGCUCGAUGCAACUAAAACUUCUAUUUUUCUCAACCUCGUUGAGAAGUAAAUAGGAUGUCUACUCGUACUGUUUUAUUGGAGUGUCAUUUUUUACAAGUUUCGAUCAUGUAGGGAUUUUGGUCUUUUGACACCUAGUGAUAUUCUAAUGUUCAAACUAAUGUUAAAGCAAAUAAAUUUAUCAACCUCAAAUAAUGUGUAUUAUUCAUAUUUCUCUGAAAUAUAAAAACUUUUCAAUUCCAGUAUCAUAAUAAAUCGUUACAAUCGUCAUGUAAAAAAAUCAUAAAAAGUACAUUGUCUGUACUAUAAAAUUAUCUAUACUUC
Nasonia vitripennis (jewel wasp) is the source of this 7851-nucleotide messenger RNA. RefSeq lists its product as uncharacterized. The transcript has 3 exons. Bases 1 to 7545 code for a protein of 2514 amino acids. The record is from RefSeq and is a predicted model, not a curated record. NCBI's taxonomy places the organism in Eukaryota, Metazoa, Arthropoda, Insecta, Hymenoptera, Pteromalidae.